This is a messenger RNA of Marchantia polymorpha subsp. ruderalis, 1949 nucleotides long. Lineage: Eukaryota; Viridiplantae; Streptophyta; Marchantiopsida; Marchantiales; Marchantiaceae. The record is from the annotation of a GenBank genome assembly.
CCAGAGCUAUGGGGCGAGGCAGCGAGCGAUCGAGCGAUCGAGCGAACGAGAGAGAGCAAGGAACGAGCUCUCGUAGCGAGCAAUUAAGGAAUCGGAUGCUGUCCAAGCAGUACAGAAGAUAGUACUGGCGAUGUGGAAAUGAAUGAACGGUUGGUUGAGCUGGGCUGUGCUUGGGGAUGAUGGACUAGCUCCAUAGCAGCAGCAGCAGUAGCAGUGGCAGAGGCAGUGGCAUCUCGAGAGGGAGCGACGAGCUGACACUGAGCGUCAAAAAGCAGCGAGGGACGAGAAAACGUCCAAAAGGCAGGGGAGCGAUUGAGAGAGAGAGAGAGAGCGAGGAAGGAGGAAGAAGAGGAGCAGAUUUCGGAGGAAGGGGUGGAAAGCAGCUGCAGCAGGAGAGUGGGGAGUGAAAUUGAUCGGGUGGAAGAGCAGGCAGAGUGGGAGAGAAGGCGAGGGAGAGAUGGCGGGGUGGGCAGCCGUGGUGAGCAGGGGAGCAUUGUGCUCACGCUUGGCUCCCAGCGACUGCCAUGCGAGUGCCGGGAGUAGCAGCAAUGGUGGGCAUCAGAGCUGUAGUUCAGACGGCGUGGGGAGGAACUCGGGCUCGCUCCGGCAUUCUUCCCGGAGCUCGCUGCGGAUUGGCAGUGGGACCGGUGCUUCUGCUGCCUCUUGCUCUUCGUGUUCUUCUUCUUCUGCUGCCGCUCCUGCCUUGCAGAUCGCCACUCGCGGAUCGUCGCAAUGGGGCCAAGCCGCCAGCGUUGGAGCUCCCCCGGCUGCCGAGGCCGAGACGCCCGAUGAGACGGUCGCCACAGGAGGUCGACGCGGGGUUCACGUAGGACAGAUGUGCGUGCAAGGUCUCAGAGAGGACAUGGAAGACGACAUUAUUGUCCAGGAGGCUCCGUUCGGAUUCACCUACGCCGGCGUCUUCGACGGGCAUGCAGGCUUCGCGACAACCGAAUUUCUGAGGAACGAGCUGUACAAGGAUUGCGUGGACUGCCUCGAGGGAGGGACGCUACUUGAAGAGGGUGACCAAGAUGCUUUGAGGGAGGCUUUUGAGCAAGCAUUUUUGCAAGCCGAUAAGCGCUUGCUACACUGGUUAGAAAACAGCGCACCCGAGAAAGAAAAGGAGUCGGGGUCCACGGCCACGGUUGCGUUUGUACGGAACGACAUCGCAGCGAUUGCACAUGUGGGAGAUUCGCGUGCGGUCCUUUCCCGGGGUGGUAAGGCCGUGGACCUGUCGGGAGAUCAUAGACCCUUCGGAAACAGUAAAACUGCUCUCGCGGAGAUCAAGCGCGUGAAGGAUCAAGGAGGCUGGGUGAGCCAUGGAAGACUUUGUGCCACGCUUUCCGUGUCACGAGCUUUUGGGGACGUGGGCUUCAAAACGCAGAAGCAAAGGAUGCUCGAUGAAGGAGUCAGAGACAGAAGGUGGACACAAGCUUUUACACAGAAGCUGAACAUGGAUGGUGUUUGGUUAGAGGCUACGCCAGAGGUGAAUAGAAUAGAACUUCAAAAAGAGGACGAGUUCAUCAUCAUUGGUUCAGAUGGGUUAUGGGAUACUUUCAAAAGUAAUGAUGCUGUUCAAUUUAUAAGGAAGCAGCUCAAAGAACACGGAGAUCUACAGAGAGCUACCGAAGCCAUUGUGAAAGCUACCCUGGAGCGGCACGGACAAGACAAUAUUAGCUGUAUAAUUCUUGAUUUCGGAAAGGUUCCAAAAGAGGAAACGUCUAUACUUCCAUUUAAGUUUUGGUAAGCGUAGAAGUCCUCGGACCUGUAAACAUAGCACUCUUUCGACUGCUGACUCUGGCGAAUGUGAUCGCAGUGGAGCAAUCAUGAUGAAAUUCUUUUGCGUCGUGUCUAACUUGCCCUACUGGCAGUCGUGUAUAGUACCAGUUCGCGCUUUGUCCCAAUCUGUACCAAUAUAUAUCACAACAUUCUUCUCAUUCACUGAAUCCUGG